AUGACCUACUAUGUGCCACAACAAGCGCUCACCAAUGCAGUUACAGCCACUCCGCUCUUACCAGCACCGCCACAGCCACAACCCCCUACAACAGCAACCGCCCAAUCUGUGGCCGGACCACACAUCACUAGCGGUAUAAAUAUCGCGAAUGGCCUUGUUGCAGCCACACCGGCGGCUGGACCGUCGUCGAACACCACCGUAGGGUCAUUAGGCAGUAGCAGUAGCCAUCUUGGCGGCAUUCAUACAAGUGGAAAUCACGGUGUUGGUGCAUCUGCAUCCACAAACAGCUAUCAGACGCAUAGCGGUACGACGUACUUUGGUACGGGGCGUGUUAAGCGGCCGACUUCCUCGCAUUACGCCAGCCACCAAAACAGCGGCCAUCAACUGGUUACGGCAGCUAUCCCCAGCAACGGCAAUGCAACUACCACAUAUCAAUUAGGACACGCAGUACCCACACUUACAUUGGCGCAUGCACCGGGUGGUGCAGCAGCAGCAGCAGCAGCCGCCGCCGCUGCGGCAGCAGCAGCUGUGAAUACAUCAACUGAUCUCAGCAUUGGCAGCGGAGCAGCUCCAGCCACAACCAUGUAUACGUUGCCUCAACAUGCGGCGCUCCUGCAUGCGAAUAUAUUUCCAUAUGCGCCCGCCGCCGCUGCCGCAGGAGCAGCUGCAGGCAUUGCCGCUGGCACACCACAAGUGCACACACCUGGCGCUCCACCAACGGCGGCAGCACAAUUAGCUGCCACCGGAUUGACUGGCACAGCGGCUCAUGCACAACAAACAAAUGCUGUGAUCACCCCAUUCUAUGCUCAUCACCCGCCCAUGACAGCUGCCACACAUCCCUCACAUGGCAGCACCGUGCAUACGCCCGGGCCGGCUGCCAUACCGAUUGUCGAUCCUAGCACGCUCACGGCCAUCUCGCAUGCAACACCGAGCGGUGCAAGCAGCACGAAUAAUGUAACGCCAGUGUACAGCGGCGGUGGUGGCGGAAGCGCUUCACAAUCGGCGCCCAGCACGCCACACUCUGUACCUAAUCAAACAGCACAGCGCAAUCCGCCACUCUUCUCCACACCGCCUAUUUUGAACUCGAAUGGCGGCAGCAAUAGUGGUGGCUACAGUGGCAGCUCUACACCACAGUAUUACACCGUGACCAGUGGACCAGACGGCAGUACAACGCUUAUGAGCAGCCCACAUGGCAGCUCUUAUGUGCAACACGAUAAACGCAACAACAAUACAAAU
Rhagoletis zephyria (snowberry fruit fly) is the source of this 1236-nucleotide messenger RNA. RefSeq names its product protein encore-like. The record is from RefSeq and is a predicted model, not a curated record. Lineage: Eukaryota; Metazoa; Arthropoda; Insecta; Diptera; Tephritidae.